Messenger RNA from Pan troglodytes (chimpanzee), 3767 nucleotides. RefSeq names its product family with sequence similarity 47 member E (gene FAM47E). The record is from RefSeq and is a predicted model, not a curated record. Gene Ontology annotation, biological process: transcription initiation-coupled chromatin remodeling. Gene Ontology annotation, cellular component: chromatin. Lineage: Eukaryota; Metazoa; Chordata; Mammalia; Primates; Hominidae. The transcript is spliced from 8 exons. The coding region runs from base 2220 to 3446 and encodes 408 amino acids.
AUGAAUAAGUUCUCCAGUGGCAAUUUCUGAGAUUUUGGUGCACCCAUCACCCAAGCAGUGUACACUGUACCCAAUGUGUAGUCUUGUAUCUCUUAUCCCUGUCCUAUCCUUCCCUCCAAGUUCCCAAAGUCCAUUUUAUCAUUCUUACACCUUUGCAUCCUCAUAGCUUAGCUCCUACUUAUAAGUGAGAAUGUACAAUGUUUGGUUUUCCAUUCCUUAGUUACUUCAGUUAGAAUAAUGGUCUCCAGUUCCAUCCAAGUUGCUACUAAUGCCAUUAUUUCAUUCCUUUUUAUGGCUGAAUGUUAUUCCAUUAUAUAUAUGUGUCUAUAUACACAUAUAUACCACAAUUUCUCUAUCCACUCAUCGAUUGAUGGGCAUUUGGGCUGGUUCCAUAGUUUUGCAACUGCAAAUUGUGCUGCUAUAAACAUGUGUGUACAAGUAUCUUUUUUGUAUAAUGACUUCUCUUCCUCUGGGUAGAUACCCAGUAGUGGGACUGCUGGAUCAAAUGGUAGAUCCACUUUUAGUUCUUUAAGGAAUCUCCACACUGUUUUCCAUAGUGAUUUUACUAGUUUACAUUCCCACCAGCAGCGUAAAAGUGUUCUCUUUUCACCACAUCCACACCAACAUCUAAUUUUUUUUUAUUUUUUGAUUAUGGCCAGUUUUGCUGGAGUAAGGUGGUAUUACAUUGUGGUUUUGAUUUGCAUUUCCCUUAUAAUUAGUGAUAUCUAGCCUUUUUUCAUAUGUUUGUUCACUAUUUUUAUAUCUUCUUUUGAGAAUUGUCUAUUCAUGUCCUUAGCCCAUUUGUUGAUGGGAUUGCUUGUUUUUUUCUUGCUGGCUUGUUUGAGUUCCUUGUAGAUUCUGAAUAUUAGUCCUUUGUUGGAUAUAUAGAUUGCAAAGAUUUUUCCCGCUCUGUGGGCUGUUUACUCUGCUGAUUAUUUCUUUUGCUGUGUAGAAGCUUUUUAGUUUAAUCAAGCAUUGUUUGGACAAAUUGUUACAAAUCAUUCCUGCAGGACUCCAUUCAGCCUAGAUAACCAUACCUUUGGCCCAGUUCUCACAGAAUUUCUACAGAAACCCUACCUCCUCAAAGUAAUAAAAAGUUUAUUAUUUUGCUGCUGGGAAAUAUCUGCUGGGAAGAUGAACACGCUUUCCCAGCAGAGUAAUAAAAAAUUACAAUCUGACUAAUAUCAAAGAAAAUAAAAAUAACAAUUGGGCUAAUUAUAAUGAUUACCUACAUAGCUUUCUCCAUUAACUAACUCACAACAGCUCUGUUAAGUAGGCAGGACAAAUAUUACCACCCCCGGUUCACAGCUGGAAUAAUAGUACUUGCAUAAUAAUAAUUCUUGAGGGAUUCUUAAAUGCUGGCACUGUGUUAAUUUCUUUAUAUUCAUCGAAUAUCCCCAAUAACCCUACAGGUAGAUACUAUUAUUUUCCCCAUUUUCAGGCCAGGUAAUUAAUGAAGCUUAAAAAUGUAAGUACCCUGCCCCCAGGAGUGCAUAAUUAUUAAGUAGCAGAACCAAUGCUUAUAUUUAAAUCAGAAACACUCAGAAGUAGCAUGAGAAUUCAGUAAAAACGAAACACACCCUCAUGCAAUCCGUAUUAUGUGGCCACGUGCCUACCAGGGUCAGCUGGAUGGUACUUGUCUGCUAGAAGUGAGUCGAGGCAGAAGAAUCAACACAGGAGCUGGAAGGGCCUCUGGAAAUCAGCUGGGGACUAGAGACAGGUGUGCAGCCCUCGGUUUACAGAGGCUGUGAGACCAAGAGAGUUCCGAGACCUCCAGAAAAACAUCUCCCUGCUAAAAGGCUUUCCCAAUCUUUAGAAAUCUAUUCAUUUCCCCCACUUUCCAUCCUCUUUCUCUUGCUAUCUCUUUAUCGCUCCUCCUGCCUUCUUCCUUUCUUUCCUUCAGUAAACGUUUUUUGAAACGAUGAUGAGCAAAAAAGGCCUGAUCCAGUCUAUGGCGCGUUUCGGUGGGAAGAUGAACACGCCUUCCCAGCAGAGUAAAACGUGAUUACACCAAGGACCGGUACCCUCUCCCUUCCCUCGGCCAGGUCCACGUCCCCAGGCGUCGGAGAAGGGGUUGGACCGCGCAGCGGGGCGUCAGAGUUGCCAGGCGCCCGGGGCAAAUACUGGCAGCGGUGGUUGUGCGGUGUCCUAGCGACGGGGCGGCAGCAGGGCACACACACCGCCCAAGCCCGGACGGUGGCCGCGAAGCUAGGGCCACCAUGGCGGACCGCAGGCGGCGGCUCCGGCUGGGGCCGUUGGCCCCGGUGCGCGAGGGCGUGAACUGCAGGUCCAGAUGUUUCACAAAGCACAAGAACGGGCUGAAGUUCCCCACCUCUCUGCACAGCCGGCAGUUGGUAUUUCCAAGAAAGGGGCUGGACGACUUCAGGAAGGGCUGCCCGCCUUGCACUGGUCUGGUGACUCAGGUCCCUGUGGAGAGCUUUCUGCCCCAGAUUUAUCACAGAGCUCCCCAACUGGCCCCAAAGAAGAGGCAGAUCAAGCUGCUCAAGGAAGCAGACCUGCUUUCCAAGCUCUCGCCAGCCCAGCAGGCUCGGAAGGCAUUCCUGGAGGACGUGGAGGCCCACCUGACCCCACAUCCCUUAGCGCUCUACCCGAAUCUGGAAGAAGCUAUGCCCAUAGAGCUCUUAUCAAAGGUGCUGGAAGUGCUUGAUCCUGACCAGAAACUGGAGGACACAUGGGCUUAUUGUCAGGACACCAGGAAAGGAAUGAAGGAACCCACAAAGCUUUUAAAAAAACAUUCUACCCAAGUCUACCUGGGACCUUCCAAGAAGACAUCUGUGUCAAACACAGGCCAAUGGCUUUAUGAAGAAAAGCCACAUAAAAUGGAUUUGCUCCAUGAAAAUGGUCCUCGUCCUGGUCUUCAUGAAAAUGUAUGCAAAGCAGUUAGUGACUUCUGCAAGUGGGUUACUACUUUUGGAAUUUCGGACAUCGAUGAAGAGUUCAUCUUGAAACAGUUUGACAUUGACUAUGAGACCAAACCAAGCCAUGAUGCGCUCCACACGAUGAAGCUAAAUCAGGUUCCUCUGGAGCUAAAGCGUAGUGUGGGGCUCAGUAAACUGCAGGAGCCAGAGUUGUUCCAGAAACUAGGCUAUGAGAGGAAACUCCAGAAACCACAGAAUCCUUAUAAGCCAAAGUGGGUGAAGAUGAGGUAUGGAGCAUGGUAUUUGAACCCCAAGUUGUGGAAAAAGCAAAGAGUAGACGAGCCUCUGGUUGACCCUGAGGUCUCACAUAAGGCUCAAGAGGAGAAUUUUAAAAAGGAGCUGCAGGAACAGGAGGAGUUACUUGCAGACCUUCACGGAACAGUUGCCUUUAAGGAUUUCAUUCUAAGCAGGGGCUACAGGAUGCCACGUUUCCUUGAGAAUAUGUAUAUCGGGAAGGAAUGUAAACAUGCAUGUAAUAAGACUCCUAUAAAACGAACUCAAGCAUAGAAGAAUCGUAGGAGAAUUAUUAGGCAGAUUUUAUUACUAUGUACUUGGCUAUUUCUCUGUCUCCUUUUAAAGAUUAAACAGAAUUUAUGAUGAGUGUCCCACUGUGGAUGUUCAACUUUGACUUGGCAACAUCUGUAAAUGUAAUACCUGAUGGUUAUAAGCAUUUCUCAAUGGAUUUCUGCUUCAGUUAAUCAACAUUUUGUAUACUUUAUCACCCAUGAGAUCAAUAUUCACAUGUAAUCUUCUCAUAUUUUUGUGGCACGUGAAUAUUAUAUAGGUAUAUCAACUAUUGGUAAAAAUAAAUAAAGGCAUAAAUAAAAA